Camellia sinensis is the source of this 4479-nucleotide messenger RNA. The record is from RefSeq and is a predicted model, not a curated record. Lineage: Eukaryota; Viridiplantae; Streptophyta; Magnoliopsida; Ericales; Theaceae.
UCACUGCGGUUUGUUUUGUGUUACCAUCAUCAUUAAAUGGCAAAACCUGAAUUAUCUGUCUUCUUCCUUCUUAAAAAGUUGAUUACAGAUACACACCUACACCUUUCUGGUAUCUGGGUCGAUGUUGUUUGGAAGUGUUCAAAUUGUUAUUAUUAUAAAUAAGCCUUUUUCUAUGUCUCCUUGUUUUUGAAGCUUUUCUGCUACUGUUUGAGUUGUUUCUAAUGGAGUCUUCUGGGGAUAACAGAAUAGCACAGAGAGACAUACACAGAAACAACACCAUCCAAGAAGAAGAAGAAGAAGAAGAUCAAGAAGGUCUCAAAGAUAGGAAAGACUUGUUGAGCACAAUGAUCAGAGAUGCAGAUGACCAUCAUCAGUUCUUGCAAAUGCUCAAGGGCAGAAUGGACAGAGUUUCUCUUGAUCUACCGACCAUUGAAGUUCGAUUUGAGAAUCUGAAUGUUGAUGCUGAAGCCUAUGUGGGUAGCAGAGGCUUGCCCACAAUCAUCAACUCUUUUCUUAAUGUGAUUGAGGGGGUAUCAAAUUAUCUCCACAUUCUUCCAAACCAGAAGAAAAGGUUUUCAAUUCUUCACAAUAUAAGUGGAAUUAUCAAGCCUGGCAGAAAUUUGCAGAGAGAGGGGACAUAUAAUCAGGUUUCUGGGAAAGUGACAUACAAUGGUCAUGAAAUGCAUGAAUUUGUCCCUCAGAGGACGUCCUCUUAUGUCAGCCAAUCUGAUGAACACAUUGCUCAAAUGACAGUGAGGGAAACAUUAGCCUUCUCUGCUAGAUGUCAAGGAAUUGGUACUCCCUAUGACAUGGUUAUGGAGCUCUUGCGGAGAGAGAAGGAACUAAACAUUGAGCCAGACCUUGACAUUGAUAUAUUGUUGAAAGCUGCUGGUUCAAAGGAGCACAAGGACAACUUAGUUACAGACUACAUUCUCAAGAUCUUAGGAUUGGAAGAUUGUGCCGAUACAAUUGUUGGAAAUGAAAUAGUGAGGGGUAUUUCAGGAGGGCAAAGGAGACGUGUGACAAUAGGGGAGAUGCUAGUAGGUCCUGCAAGGUCAUUUUUCAUGGACAACAUAUCAACUGGUCUUGAUAGCGUGACAACUUUCCGAAUCAUUAACUCAAUUAGGCAAUCGGUCCAUAUUCUCAAAAAGACAGUUAUGAUCUCUCUUCUCCAACCUGCACUGGAAACUUACAAUCUCUUUGAUGACAUCAUUCUUAUCUCGGAGGGACAAAUCGUGUACCACGGCCCUUGUGAAUGUGUUCUUGAUUUCUUUGAAUCCAUGGGUUUUAAAUGCCCCGGUAGAAAAGUUGUCGCUGACUACCUACAGGAAGUCACAUCAAGAGAGGAUCAAAAACAGUACUGGGUUAAUGAAGACACGCCAUAUAGAUACAUUUCCGUCAAUGAGUUUGCAGAGGCAUUUCAAUCGUUCCACAUUGGAAAAGCAAUCCGUCAUGAGCUUCUCACACCAUUUGAUAGGUCAAAGUGCCAUCCUGCAGCUUUAGUUCGAUCCAAAUACGCAACUAAUCGGUUUGAGUUGUUGAGCGCUUGCUUAUCGAGAGAAUGCAUUCUGAUGAAGCGAAACUCAUUUCUAUACAUGUUUAAAAUAUUUCAGCAUUUAAUUCUCGCGAUCAUAUCUGCAACACUCUUUGGGCAAAGCCGAGUGCACCAUCAGACAAUAGAAGAUGGAUUAGUUCAUCUUGGAGCUCUCUAUUGCGGUCUUAUUGCAACUUUGUUCACCGGGUUUUUUGAAUUACCAAUGACCAUAGAAAAACUUCCCGUCUUUUACAAGCAAAGAGGAAGUUUUUAUCCUUCUUGGGCAUACUCAUUGCCAACAUCAAUAGUCAAAACACCAGUAUCUAUUAUUGAAGUUGCUAUUUGGGUUAUGGUAACUUAUUAUGCGAUAGGAUUCGAUCCUACUGUCGAAAGGAUGUUUAGACAAUUUUUAAUUCUCGCAUUGAGUGGCCAAAUGUCUUAUGGGAUUUUUAGAUGCAUUGCUGCACUUAGUAGGGACCAUAAUGUCGCCAACACGGGGGGAAACAUUGCAAUGGUCUGGCUUGUGGUUUUUAGUGGCUUUGCCUUAUCACGACAUGAUAUGAAGAAAUGGUUGAUUUGGGGUUACUGGACAACGCCUCUGAUGUAUGUGCAAACUGCACUGUCAAUAAAUGAAUUCCUCGGUGGUGAUUGGAAAUAUGUUUUCAAUAAAUCAACCGAAGCACUAGGAAUAUCUGUCUUGAAGUCUCGUGGGAUAUUUACUACUACAUAUUGGUAUUGGAUUGGAAUUGAUGCAGUGAUUGGUUUCAUAUUCUUAUUUGGAGGGAUUUAUACUUUGGCUCUUACUUAUCUCAAUCAACAUCAGAAGACCGUGUUUUUGCCUAUAGAAGUUUUGCAAGAGAGACAUGCUAACAGAACUGGUGAAAUAGAAGGAAACAAAACAUUAGAGAAUGAAAACCCAUCCAAAAAUGCCAUUUUCAAAUGUCGAGAGGAGAAAGGAAUGCUUCUCCCAUUUACACCUCUUUCCAUCACUUUCGAGAAUAUCAGAUAUUCUAUUGAUAUGCGAAAGGAAAAAAAAGCGAAAGGCAUUCAAGGGGGGCGAUUGGAAAUUCUUAAGGGAGUAAGCGGGGCUUUUAGGCCCGGAGUCCUAACCGCCCUUAUGGGUGUUAGUGGGGCUGGUAAGACAACACUACUAGACAUUUUGGCUGGAAGGAAAAACACCGGGCUUGUAGAGGGAACCAUCAAGAUUUCAGGAUACCCCAAGAAACAAAAAGUGUUUGCUCGAGUUUCUGGAUACUGUGAACAAAAUGACAUCCACUCCCCUUUUGUCACAGUUCAUGAGUCCCUACUAUUCUCCGUUUGGCUUCGGUUGCCUUCAAAUGUCAAACUUGAUACCAGAAAGAGUUUUGUCGAGGAGGUCAUGGAAUUGAUUGCAUUGACACCACUGAGAGAUGCAUUAGUUGGAUUCCCUGGUGUGAAUGGGCUAUCAGUUGAUCAACGCAAAAGAUUAACUAUUGCAGUAGAACUUGUAGCCAACCCCUCUAUAAUAUUCAUGGAUGAGCCAACCACAGGACUUGAUUCUAGAGCGGCUGCUAUUGUCAUUAGAACUGUGAGAAACAUCGUGGACACGGGAAGAACUGUAGUGUGCACAAUUCAUCAGCCAAGUAUUGAAAUUUUUGAAGCUUUUGACGAGCUCUUCCUACUGAGUCAAGAAGGCGAAGAAAUAUAUGUUGGUCCUUUGGGUGACAAGUCUCGCCAUAUGAUACACUACUUCAAGCAAAUCAAUGGUGUGCGUAAGAUAGAAGAUGGGUACAACCCGGCAACAUGGAUGAUGGAAGUUACCACACAAGCGGAGGAGGAGCUUCUAGGUGUUAAAUUUGCUGAUGUAUACAAGAAUUCAGAUCUUUUUUGGAGAAACAAGGCCUUGAUCGAGGAGUUGCAUACACCACCACCUUAUUCAAAAGAUCUCAACUUCCCCAAGUACUCUCAACCAUUUCUUACUCAAUGCAAAGCAUGCCUAUGGAGACAACACAAGUCCUAUUGGCGAAACACGUCAUAUAACUCUGUCCGACUUUUAUAUGGAGUUUUAACAGGCUUCAUGCUUGGAAUUGUGUUCCGGGGACUCGGUUCAAGAAGGUAUAGCGAACAGGAUGUUCUCAACGGGGUGGGUUCAAUGUACACGACCAUAAUGUUCUUGGCAACAAAUGCUUGUGUUUCAGUGCUCCCAGUCAUAACCGCUGAUCGAGUAGUCUUUUACAGAGAGAGAGCUGCAGAGGCAUACUCUGCAUUUCCUUACGCAAUUGCACAGGUUGCAAUUGAAAUCCCAUAUACAUUGGCUCAAACUCUUGUUUAUGGGAUCAUAGUCUAUGCGAUGAUCGGAUUUGAAUUGAGCUCAACCAAGUUCUUCCUAUACUUGUUCUUUUUCUUCUUCACAUUCCUGUACUGCACAUAUUUUGGAAUGAUGGUGGUAGCCAUAAGUCCUAAUCAAGAAAUUUCCGCGACAUUGUGUAGUGCCAAUUUUACCUUGUGGAAUGUCUUCUCGGGUUUUCUAAUUCCCCCAGCAAGGAUUCCAACGUGGUGGAAGUGGUAUGCAUGGGUGUGUCCCUUUUCAUGGAGUCUAUAUGGAUUGGCUUGUUCACAGUAUGGAGAUAUUCAGUCUAUGCUCAACAAUGGAGAGACUGUGGCUGAGUUCAUAACAAGGUAUUUUGGGUACAAAAACAACUUCUUGAAAAUUAUUUCUAUCGGCACAAUCGGGUUUGCAGUGAUCUUUGCCUGCAUAUUUGCUGUCUCUAUUUCGACCUUAAAUUUUCAGAAAAGAUGAAUAAGUUUACAAGGAAAGUCUGUAAAACUCAUAAACCUAUUGUUUUUACAUGAUGUUCAAACUAUGUGCUAAACAAAGUUCAUACAGAGAAGAGAACCAACCACAAUUCAAUAUAUGGUUGUUACAAGAGUUAUGAUUGUAUGGUAUGGUUAUAUGAAAUAGAUCG